Messenger RNA from Octopus bimaculoides (California two-spot octopus), 2221 nucleotides. RefSeq names its product zinc finger protein 239. The record is from RefSeq and is a predicted model, not a curated record. Lineage: Eukaryota; Metazoa; Mollusca; Cephalopoda; Octopoda; Octopodidae.
CAAUUACAAAAAGGUUCGAUUGGUAUAUUUGAGACCGAAAGUGCGGCUGGAGACAUUAAGCCAGCUUCACUCACGAUUUUAUUGUUGAGCUUGUUAGGAACUCAACGUCGCUGAGGAUUUAAACCUUGGUCAAUCUCAUUCCAGCAUUUGAGAUAUUUACUGUGGUAGUUUGGUGAAAACGCAUAACACAUUGAUUCAUUGUUUACAUCUGCCGACGAAUAUUGGAUGGCGUUGGCAUCAAUAUUUAUCACUUUUGGAUAAAAGGAAGAUUUUAUACAGAAGUGAAAUAUUUCUAGAAUGAGACAUUGCUCUUCUACAUUGUCUGGAAUAUGUAGAUUAUUUUUCAUUCUAAUAAAAUUUGAACAGAUUUACAAUGGAGUUUGCCACCAUGGAAACAUUGCGGUAUAAAUGUUUCGAUCAAUCCAGGAAUAUAUAAAAAGCGGUGAAAAUAUCCUUACAGAAGUAUGAAUUUUUCUGAAGAAUUGCCAAAGGGGACAGAAGAAUCAUCGUUCUCUUUAAAAUGUACCCUUGCUACUCAAAAGCAUAUGCAUACAGAAGAGAAAUUAUAUGAAUGUGAUAUUUGUGGUAAAUCAUUCUCUGAAAAACAUACUUUAACUAAGCACAAACGCAUUCAUUCCAGAAAAAAGUCACAUAGAUGUAAUAUCUGUGGUAAAUUAUUCCCUUACAGAAGUUAUUUAGUUGAUCACACACGUACUCAUACAGGUGAAAAACCACAUCACUGUGAUGUCUGUGGUAAAUCAUUCUCUCGUGCUAAUGGCUUAACUCGACACAUACGUACUCAUACAGGUGAGAAACCACAUCAGUGUAAUAUUUGUGGUGAAUCAUUCUCUGAAAGGGGUAACUUGGCGAAACACAAAUAUAUUCAUACAGGAGAGAAGUUAUAUCACUGUGAGAUCUGUGGAAAAUCGUUCUUUCAAAAGGUUCAUUUAAAUUCUCAUCAACAUAUUCAUACGAGAGAGAAGCCAUAUCGCUGUAAUAUUUGUAGUAAAUCAUUCACUAAUAGUAGUAAUUUAACUGCUCACAAACGUAUUCAUGGAGACGAUAAACCACAUCAUUGUGUUAUCUGUGGUAAAUCAUUUCUUCAUAAUAGUAAAUUAACUAUCCACAAACGUAUUCACACAGGGGAAAAACCAUAUCACUGUGAUAUUUGUGGUAAAUCAUACUCUUAUUCAAGUGCGGUAACUAUCCACAAACGUACUCAUUCAGGACAAAAACCAUAUCACUGUGAUAUCUGUGGUAAAUCAUUCUCUUCUGGAAGUGCAUUAAGUAUUCAUAAACGUGUUCAUUCAGGGGAAAGACCACAUCUUUGUGUUAUCUGUGGUAAGACAUUCAGCCUAACAAGUACGCUAAAAACACACAUGCGAUACAUUCAUACAGGAGAGAAACCAUAUCGCUGUGAUAUCUGUGGUAAAUCAUUCCCUGCUGGAAGUCAAUUAACAGUUCACAGACGUAUUCAUACAGGGGAAAGACCAUAUCACUGUGAUAUCUGUGAUAAGUCAUUCACCUAUAAAACCACAUUAAAGUUUCACAAACGUAUUCAUACAGGGUAAAAACCAUAUCUCUGAGAUAUGUGUGUGUAAUUCAUUCAAAGUAAAAACCAUACCACUGGUUUCAUACAAGAGAGAGACUGUAUCACUGUGAUAACUGUGGUAAACCAUUCAUUGAUGCAAGUACAUUAGCUCCUCCCAAAUGUAUUCAUACAAAAGAAAAACCAUAUAACAAAGGAUCUGUGGUGUAUUUUUCUCUCAAAGUUCUGAUCUAAUUAGCCACAUAUAUUUUCAUGCAGGAAAUAAGCCCUAUCAUUGUAAUAGAUUCAUUCAUUCUAAAGAAAAACUGUAUUACAAUGAUAUUCACAGUAAGUCAUUCUAUGUAACAAAAUCACUCAUCUAUGUAUAAAGAACAGGACAUCAGCAUUCAAAUCUUGCCAACAACAUAACAGCCUCUCCAAUGCUGACUCCAUGAUGAAAUACAUCCGGUACACUGUCAAAGUGACAGUAAUAGGUUGGCAGCCAACCAUAGAAAGCAUUCCCCCGAAAUGGAGCAUAGAAGUGAAGUGUUUUCCCUAAUUCAUCUAAGACAUGAAACAACCUAAUUUUAACAUUUUUUUUUCCUUUUGUGGUACUAAUAAUAAUUUAUAAUAUGUAUUGUAUUGGUUACUGAUUGAUUUGGUUUUAUAAAAAUAAAUUGUGUUUCAGAACGA